This is a messenger RNA of Erpetoichthys calabaricus (reedfish), 513 nucleotides long. Its product is annotated as interferon omega-1-like. NCBI's taxonomy places the organism in Eukaryota, Metazoa, Chordata, Cladistia, Polypteriformes, Polypteridae. The transcript is spliced from 3 exons. Bases 56 to 391 code for a protein of 111 amino acids. The record is from RefSeq and is a predicted model, not a curated record. Gene Ontology annotation, molecular function: cytokine receptor binding. Gene Ontology annotation, biological process: defense response. Gene Ontology annotation, cellular component: extracellular region.
AGAACGUUUUAAAGAAGCAACACAACAUAAAGUUAAAAGGAAUGUUCAGGCUGACAUGUUUAAUGAUAUUUUAUUUCUGCAGACCAGCGCCAAUGCUCUCAUUUACGAAGUUCUGCUUCAGAUUGAAAAGAUUUUUAUGAACGAGGGGAUGCCAUCGUCGUGGAAUGAAACCUGCAAGUUGACGUUUCGCAACAACAUUUUCACCAAAGUGCAGGAGUUCGAGAAGUGUCUUCCUGCGGAUGCUGCUGAUCUCAGUGACAGAAGACUGGUGACACAUUUCGACGGGCUUCAGAAGAUUCUGAAAGAAAAGAACUACAGCUUCUGUGCGUGGGAGGCGAUCCGGGCCAACGUGAGGAGCCACCUGAUUCAGUUACACAGCGUGGCCAAGUGACGGCCAUUCGCGGACAGCGCUUUCCGUGUCUUAUAAAGCGCAUUCAUUUCAUACGUUGUGUCCGGAUAUCCAGUGAUGGAUUGGGCGGCAAUAACCGCGAAAAUCUCCUGACGGACAUUUCA